This is a messenger RNA of Bolinopsis microptera, 2294 nucleotides long. Its product is annotated as NRAMP-like transporter smf-3. Gene Ontology annotation, cellular component: membrane. The coding region runs from base 88 to 1857 and encodes 589 amino acids. The transcript is spliced from 10 exons. Gene Ontology annotation, biological process: metal ion transport. Gene Ontology annotation, molecular function: iron ion transmembrane transporter activity; cadmium ion transmembrane transporter activity; manganese ion transmembrane transporter activity. Lineage: Eukaryota; Metazoa; Ctenophora; Tentaculata; Lobata; Bolinopsidae. The record is from RefSeq and is a predicted model, not a curated record.
AGAAAAUGUAUCUAUUCUAACAUUUCUAAGAAAAUGUCCAAAUUAGGACAUAGAUGACUAAAGAUGACCGGGUAGUGUGAGGUAUUUAUGCUCGAUGAGACAGGAGCUGAGGGCGUGUCUGUUCAGAUUGUAAAACUACCGUUAUCAGUUCGGUUUGAUAAUCCCAGUGAAGGAGACAUGUCUCAAAGCCCCGAAGAAGGGAAUUCUGAGGGAUCAGAAAGACUUGAAGAAGAUGAUCAACUGCUAUACGAUAACAAUAAAUUAUACAACUCCUCAAUGAGAGUGGAGGAGGAAGAUCAGAAAAUCCUCGUUCAUUUCGACGAAAAUGAGUCUACGAACUUCAGCUGGAAGAAACUUGCCGUUUUUAUGGGUCCGGGAUUUCUCAUGAGCAUCGCUUAUCUUGAUCCAGGCAACAUAGAGUCAGACCUUCAGGCCGGUGUUGUUUCUGGGUUUGAUCUGUUAUGGUUAUUAUUAUUAGCUCACGUAAUGGGGUUCCUUCUCCAGUGCCUUGCUAUCAGGUUGGGGGUGGUUACUGGGAACCACUUGGCGGAGGUGGCUCACGCUCAGUACCACGUGGUACCACGUGUCAUUCUCUGGAUCAUGGUAGAGAUUGCAAUUAUUGGCAGUGAUAUGCAGGAAGUAAUAGGUACUGCAAUAGCACUGUAUAUCAUAUCCAGUAAGAAGAUCCCUAUCUGGGGUGGGGUUCUGCUCACCAUCAUAGACACUUUCACUUUCCUUUUCCUCGACAAAUAUGGACUACGGAAGUUGGAAGCGUUCUUCUGUUUCCUGAUUGGAGUAAUGGCGGUUAUGUUUGGUAUGGAGUACUUCUGGCACCUCCCCGACCAGGUGGAGAUCGUUAAAGGGUUCGUCCCGGGCUGGGGUUCAGGACAUUGGGACACCACAGUUACUAUUCAAGCUGUGGGAAUGAUCGGCGCUGUUAUCAUGCCACAUAACUUCUACCUUCACUCUGCCCUCGUGCGAUCUCGUGAGAUCGACAGAACGAACAAGGGAGCAGUUAGAGAAGCUAACAAAUAUAACUCUAUUGAGUCAGGACUGGCCCUUGUCAGCUCAUUUGUAAUAAACUUCUUUGUGGUGUGCGUGUUUGCUAACGCGUGGUACUUCAACAACGGUCCUAAUAUGGACUGUAAAACUACUCUCAAUCUCACAGAUGAUUCAGUGGACCUCUAUAGCGCCGGAGAGUAUCUAGAAUGUAAGUUUGGAUCUGCUCUAAAAUACAUCUGGGCUAUUGGUAUCUUGGCUGCUGGCCAGAGUUCUACUAUGACUGGCACUUACUCAGGUCAGUUUGUGAUGGAAGGUUUCAUAAAACUGAAACUCCCUCGCUGGAAAAGGGUUCUGAUCACUCGGAGUAUUGCUAUCUGUCCGACAGUCAUCCUAGCAGUUGUCUCCAACAACAACAUCGGCGAGCUCUCCAACUUGAACGACAUCCUGAACAUUCUCCAGAGCAUGAUGCUCCCUUUUGCUCUGCUCCCCAUCCUCCAGUUCUCCAGCGACAAGGCCAUCAUGGGCUGGUGCAAGUCACCAAAGAGCAUUCUGGCUGUCAUCUGGAUUCUAGCUUUCCUGAUAUUUGGUAUCAACGUUUACCUGGUUGUUGCUUCUGUGAUAGGAUUCAAGCUGAGUCAUGGCUACAUAGCCCUAGUGGUGCUGAUCUAUGUUAUCUACAGUGUAAUUGUGGCCUACUUUCUCCUGCAAGCACUGAAGAUAAGGGUUCCUCUGCUAGAAAAGUGGUUCCCGUCACCCGCUAAUAGGGCUGAUAAUAAGAGAAAUGUGGCCGAUGCAGGACCUCAUCAGUUUUCUGAGAGUGAUAGAAUUAUUGAGAAUGAAGUGUUUGGAGGGUAGAAAGAGAAUUGAAAAUAUUUAGGUUUAUUUGAACACGAUUUACUGAUUUGGCUCUAGCAUACAUCGAUGAGGUUAUGUUUCGGUUGAACAACGAUCUUUAUUUUGACUGUUUUAAAUUAAAAUGAUGCCUGUAAUACCGCUGAAAUUAUUUAAAAAACGAUUCAUUUUUCUGUCGGUUAUGAUUUUAGUGAAUUUUUUACUAAACUCAGAUUAUUUUUUGAUUAUGAUCAGUUUGCUCACAGGGAAGUGCUCUGCUUGCCAGUGCUUUUAAGCUGCAAUUUCCGUCCCAUUUUUACUUUUAUGUUUUAAUUUUAUAUUAUUUAAUCUUCUGUAAAUUUGAGUUAUAAAAUGUAAUGAAGCAACGUUAACCCCUGAUUUUUGGUAAAAUUGUAUGUUUGAAGUCGAACUCUAAACUCACACAUGAUCGCAUAUAAUAU